Clupea harengus (Atlantic herring) is the source of this 2157-nucleotide messenger RNA. RefSeq names its product piggyBac transposable element-derived protein 4-like. NCBI's taxonomy places the organism in Eukaryota, Metazoa, Chordata, Actinopteri, Clupeiformes, Clupeidae. Bases 155 to 1708 code for a protein of 517 amino acids. The record is from RefSeq and is a predicted model, not a curated record. The transcript is spliced from 3 exons.
CAGUGAAGUAAUUCAUAACUUGCUUUGGAGAACGAGGAGGACAACUACCCUUUGGAUGAAAGUAGUGAAGACAGUGAGGACGAACGUAGCCACUUUGAGAUUCGUCUUGACCCCGCUGAGGGUAUCUGAAUUGACUUUCAACAAGACUUAAAAAAUGGCGACAUAUACACGCGAUCAAGUGAUUCAGAUGCUCUUUGACAGCGAUGAUGAAUUCGACAGCCUCGACGAAUGCUAUUCCGGAGAUUCGGGUGGCGCUAGCCUAGAUUCCUCUGAAGAGGAGGUGUUUUGGGGACGACGGGACCCUGUCCUCGACAUUGUUUCUUCAGAGGCUCCAAUGAGUGGAUCUGUCCCCACCCCUCUCCCAACGCCGCCUCCUCGCUGUAGGAGCAAACCCGCCCCACUGGUGGACAGGUGGCAUGAUGGUUCUGAGGAGGACGUGUGCCCCCCACCGUUUCCAUUCUGCCCUGAGAGGACGCCUGGAGCUCAGCUUGAUUUCCAGAAGUCAUACAGCCCCCUGGAAAUCUUCAAGCUGUAUUUCACACCGGAUGUCCUUCAGACGCUGUGCACCAACACCAACAAAUACGCUGCCCGGAAGCUUGCGGCGGGUGCAAGGACGCCGUGGACAGACGUGACGCCAGAUGAGAUGCUCAACUACUUGAGCCUUGUGGUGUAUAUCGGCCUGGUCCAGGUGACAUCUGACAUGGACCUGUGGACUGAGGAUUCAUGCCAUUUCUGGUUGGACUUUCCUUCCAGCGUCAUGCCAGUCGACAGGUACGAGGCCAUCACUGCAUAUUUACAUUUGAGUGACCCAGCUGCCGAUGAGGUGAAUGACCAGCUCUGUGGUCAGCCAGGGCAUGAUGGCCUUUCCCGCGUGAAGCCUCUUCUUGACGACCUCCUCACGGCCUGCAGGGCACACUACCACCCACACCAGAACCUUGUAGUUGAUGAGCGCCUGGUAGCCAAGAGUACGCAGCCCACGAACAGGGGUAACAAGCUGUUCGUCCUGGUCGACAGCCAGAAUGGUUACACGUGCGACUUCUCGGUCUACAAGGGAAUGGCGCAGUCUCCGAGUGGCAACGGUCUGAGCUUUGACGCAGUUGUCGGCUUGCUCAAGGUGCCCCAUCUCGGCACGGGGUACCAUGUGUUUGUGGACAGCUUCUACACCAGCACCAAGCUUUUCAGCCAUCUCCACCAGCUGCGCUUUGGGGCCUGUGGGGCCAUCCGGACGGACUGUGUGGGGUUUCCAUGCACAGCGGAGAAUGCAUUGGGCAGCGGGGCUGCUCGAGGGGAAAUGCGCUGGAUCCGUGAGGACCCCCUGCUUUAUGUGAAGUGGAAGGACAGGCAUGACGUUGCCAUGUGUUCCACCAUCCACAAAGCCUACAGUGGGGAGUCUAUGGAGCGCCGUGUCCGGGACCCUAAUGGAGGCUGGGCCAAGAGGGUGAUUCCUCUGCCUGACCCGGUCAAGGAGUACGACGAGUACAUGGGGGGAUGGGGGGACCUCUCUAACACCCUCAUCAAGUACUUCUCUCUGGGCCCCAACAAAAACCAGUGGUACAAGAGGCUGUUUCUGCACUUUGUAGAUAUUGUGGUGGUGAACAGCUUCAUUAUCUCCUUGGAGAUGGCAGAGGUGAAGAAGCAGAAGCCCCUCAAGAUGAAGAGCUUCCGGAAGGCUCUGUGUGAGCAGCUGGCAGCUGCUGGGAAGGACUGAUUUUAUUUUCCAAAAGACUGAGUCCAACAUCAGGGCAGGCUUCCUGAUAACAAUUGUAAAAAUCUGCUUACAUUUUUUACACUCACUGUCAGAUGUGUAAUUGUACAGUAAGUGUCCAAUAAGACAUUGUUAAUAAGUUAUAGAAUCAGAAACUGUAAAUGUUAGUGUGCUAGGUCAACCCAGUUCUACGCUGAAACUACAAAGAAAAUAGGCUUUUUUUUUAUGACAAAUAUUUUACUUUAUUUUCCAAAAGACUGAGUCCAACAUCAGGGCAGGCUUCCUGAUAACAAGUGUAAAAAUCUGCUUACAUUUUUUACACUCACUGUCAGAUGUGUAAUUGUACAGUUAUAGAAUCAGAAACUGUAAAUGUUAGUGUGCUAAUAUUUUACUAUUGCUGCUCUGAAAUGCAAACUAAAAUGACAUAAUAAAAAAAAACUUUUUAAAAACAA